Molecule: messenger RNA, 1841 nt
Organism: Anopheles stephensi (Asian malaria mosquito)
Lineage: Eukaryota; Metazoa; Arthropoda; Insecta; Diptera; Culicidae
Gene: GXIVsPLA2
Product: group XIIA secretory phospholipase A2
Exons: 3
Coding region: 355-1065 (236 amino acids)
Biological process (GO): arachidonate secretion; phospholipid metabolic process; lipid catabolic process
Cellular component (GO): extracellular region
Molecular function (GO): calcium ion binding; A2-type glycerophospholipase activity
Source: RefSeq, a predicted model, not a curated record
CCUCUCCAUCUUCUACGUAGUGCCCGCGCACAACAGAAGCAGUUUGUGUAUCUAAUUUAGUCAGAAGAAAAAAAUGUAUCUAAAAAUAAACACUACAUCUUGCUAAAAUGCUUGGUACUUGUGGUAAAAAUUGCCGCUUUACAAACGACAAACUCUACGUACGUUAAUUGGCCACGUCAGUGCUUUUCUGGGAGUAAAAUUUUCGCCAACACCUGGCCACCUACGAACGACGCAUCCGACCAAUCAAAGGAGGCGCAUAUUCCGUAUAGUUUCGGGUUUUUUUUCGACUCGAUGAGGACAAAUUGAGAGUAAAAGGGGAAAAGUUUAGAGUUUGAAAAGUAAAAAGCCUACAAAAUGCAAAUUCCCUACAUGAAAGUGGCGAUCUACUCGCUUACGUUUCUAACGUACGCGUACACCGGCUACGGUUCGAACAUGAUAGCGAAUCUGCGCGAUGCCAUCAUAGCGGCGGAAGCCGUCUUUGGAGACGUGAUGAAGAACGUGUUGCAUGUGGCGAAAAAGUUCAAAGUCGUCCACGAAGUGUUUGAUGCGGCGGUCGAGGAAAACUGUGUGUACAAAUGUCCUGGCGACAUAACACCCGCACGGAACAAAUUCUACAUACCCCAGUCGGACGGAUGCGGAUCGCUGGGGAUGAAGAUUAGCACCGAGUACCUGCCGGCGGUAGAAAUGGAACAGUGCUGCAAUGCUCACGACAUCUGCUACGACACGUGCAACAGCGAUAAGGAGCUGUGCGACUUGGAUUUUAAACGCUGCCUGUAUCGAUACUGCGAUGAUUACGAAAAGAAUGUUGUAGGUGAUAUUGUGGUUAAAGGUUGUAAAGCGGCUGCAAAGAUGCUCUUCACUGGUACGCUUACCUUGGGCUGUAAAUCAUACCUAGACUCGCAGCAACGGUGCUGCUACUGUCCACCGGAAAAGACCGGAGAGGGCACCAAACCGGAGGAACCGAACCGUAAAUACACCGAUAGUCCAAAAGGCACGAAGGACUAUGGUAAGGAUAGGGAUAAAGGAAGUAAGGAUAAGAACAAAUACGGCUGGAAGGAGCUGUAGACAGGGAUCGGAUGGUAAAACUCAUCUCCGAACAAACCCCGACUAGUGUGUUUCGUUCGAGCCACUGUAUGUAACUGUGAUUAGAAUAGCGAAAGUUAACAGGCGCUUCGCGUUGUGUGGUUACCAUCCGUAUGGAAAAAAUAAAAGACUAUUCAUGUACAAAAUGUAUCAGCAUAGCGAGGAUAGUACUAUACGAUUGGAAUUCUGGCCAAGGAACACUGGUCCACAAUGAUCACCAUCUUCUCUAAGUCAAUCCGGAUCCCGACGAGGCGUAAGCUUAUUGCUCCUGAAUGUUUAGCAUGGCCGACGAGAGGCCUAUGUUCUACAAGCUGGUAUCUUGGCCUCACUGCUGUGCUGCUGAUAAGACUCACCAUUCUCCAGUGAUUUGGGCAAGCCAUGAGAGUCCAGGAGUACAUUGGCAGUGUAAGUAAGUCGAAAUCUAAAAUUCAUUCAGCUGUUCAGGUAUUUAAAACGACGUUUUUUUGUUUAUUAUCUUUAGUAGCUUACGAUAUAACUAUUAUAGUUUUAUGUCCGCUGUCCGUCCGAUCCUGCCCGUUUCUAGUUGCUUGCAUUACACUGCGUUUCUAUCCUUCGACUCAACUCGCAUUUCCCUUUCGUACACAGCUCUGGCUUUUGCGAACCACUCAAAGGAUAGCUUUUAUAAUUUUCAAAUGAAGACAAAACGAAACCUUAAACUAAACUUUCCAUCUGUGCUGUUGAUUAGUUGUAAAAGCUAUUACGGCGCACAAAAUAAUAAUAUGAAAAAUGUAUGCAAU